AGCUCAGCAUGGACAUUUUGCUUCGCUGGUGAGCGCGCACGUCACAACCUCAGCACCUCUCAGCCCGGUACUGGAGAGCAAAGCAAACGGAACCUUUUGGAUAAGAUCACAAGAUUUAGACAUCUGAAAACCAUGGGAAACCAAUCACCGUUAACAAAGUGUUGAUUGACACAAAUCUGGCUCUUUACCUAACUUCCGUAGAAGGAACACUACAUCCCCCAGCUUUCAUCAGUUUUUCUUUUUCAUACUGCAGCCAUGUAUGGAAGCUCUCGCUCAGUCGGGAAGGUGGAGUCCAGCAGCCAGAGUCCUGGGCGCUCCCCGCGCCUGCCCCGUUCUCCACGUUUAGGCCAUCGCCGCACUAGUAGCACAGGUGGAAGUUCUGGAGGAGCCCCAGGAGGAGGUAGUGGUAAAACACUCUCAAUGGAGAACAUACAGUCACUAAAUGCUGCCUAUGCUACUGCUAGCCCCAUGUACCUAAGUGACCAUGAAAUUGUUGGAAGUGACACCCCAAAGAGCACCAUGACUUUAGGUCGGUCAGGGGGUAGGCUGCCAUAUGGGGUCAGAAUGACUGCUAUGGGAAGUAGCCCUAACAUUGCCACUAGUGGUGUAGCUAGUGACACUAUUGCAUUUGGAGAUCACCAUCUUCCACCAGUAAGCAUGGCAUCCACUGUACCCCACUCAUUGCGCCAGGCCAGGGACAACACUAUCAUGGACUUGCAGUCCCAGCUGAAAGAAGUAUUACGUGAGAAUGAUUUGUUACGUAAAGAUGUUGAGGUGAAGGAGAGUAAGCUGAGUUCAUCAAUGAAUAGUAUCAAGACAUUCUGGAGCCCUGAAUUAAAGAAAGAGAGAGCUCUGCGGAAGGAUGAGGUCUCAAAGAUCUCUGUGUGGAAGGAGCAAUAUAGAGUAGUCCAAGAUGAGAAUCAGCACCUACAAAUGACGAUCCAAGCUCUCCAGGAUGAGCUUAGGAUUCAAAGGGAUCUAAAUCAGCUGUUUCAGCAAGAUGUGGGCCGUCCAAAGGAAUCCUUUACAGGGGAACUAACCGAGGACAACUUCCACCAUUUGCGUACAGAACGUGACCGCCAAGCCAAGGAGCUUUUCCUACUGCGCAAGACACUUGAGGAGAUGGAACUGCGUAUUGAUACACAGAAACAGACUUUGAAUGCCCGAGAUGAGUCCAUCAAAAAGCUGCUGGAAAUGCUACAAAGUAAGGGAAUCUCUUCCAAAAUCAUGGAGGAGGACCAUGAGAGGACACGUAGGCUGGCAGAAGCUGAGAUGCACGUGCACCACCUGGAGAGCCUACUAGACCAGAAAGAGAAAGAAAAUAGUAUUAUUCGAGAGGAGAUGCAUCGCCGCUUGGAAAAUGUUCCCGAUUCUGCCAAAACCAAGGCCCUGCAAACAGUUAUAGAAAUGAAGGACUCGAAGAUCACCUCCAUGGAACGAGGCUUACGUGACAUGGAAGACGAGAUCCAGAUGCUGAAAUCGAAUGGGGCAUUGAGUACAGAGGAGCGAGAGGAAGAGAUGAAGCAGAUGGAAGUUUACCGCAGCCACUCCAAGUUUAUGAAAAACAAGGUAGAGCAACUGAGAGAGGAGCUGAGCGCUAAAGAGAGUCAGAAUGAGGACCUGAGGAAGAAAGCGUCAGCUCUUCAGACUGAGCUGUCUGGCAUAGGACAAGUGAAGCAAGAACUCUCCCGUAAAGAUACUGAGCUACUGGCCUUGCAAACCAAGCUGGAGACAUUGACAAACCAGUUCUCUGACAGCAAACAGCACGUGGAGGUCCUGAAGGAAUCUCUCACCGCCAAAGAACAGCGAGCGGCCAUCUUACAAACUGAGGUGGAUGCUCUCCGUUUACGUCUUGAGGAAAAAGAAACCAUGCUGAAUAAGAAGACAAAGCAAAUUCAGGAAAUGUCUGAAGAGAAAGGAACCUUGUCUGGGGAGAUCCAUGACCUUAAGGACAUGCUGGACGUUAAGGAGAGAAAAGUAAAUGUUCUGCAGAAAAAGAUUGAAAAUCUUCAGGAGCAGCUGCGGGAUAAGGAAAAGCAGCUAAGCAGCCUAAAGGAGCGUGUGAAAUCCCUACAGGCCGAUACUUCCAACACAGACACUGCUCUGACCACGCUAGAGGAAGCCCUUGCUGAGAAGGAGAGAAUCAUUGAGCGCCUAAAAGAGCAGAGGGACAGAGAUGAGAGAGAAAAACUGGAAGAAGUAGAAUCCCUCAAAAAGGAAUUGAAGGACUUAAAGGAAAAAGUCAGCACAUUACAAGGAGACCUGUCUGAAAAAGAGUCCUCACUACUGGAUCUUAAGGAACAUGCCUCAACCCUAGCUUCAUCGGGCCUGAAGAAGGACUCCCGACUUAAAACGUUGGAGAUUGCAUUAGAACAAAGAAAGGAAGAGUGUCUGAAGCUGGAGAGUCAGCUAAGGAAGCAAACUGAUGGCUUACCACACACUGGCAAAGCAGCCCAUGAGUCUGUUCAGGAGGCCAAAUCUAACUCCGACAUAAAUGAACGUGUACAGCAGCUGGAGAAGGAAGUUUCCAGGUUCCGGGAAGAUGCAACUAAAUCCCAAGCAGAGGUAGAUCGUUUGCUGGAGAUUCUGAAAGAGAUGGAGAAUGAGAAGAAUGAAAAAGAUAGCAAGAUAGCAGAGCUGGAGAGACAAAACAAAGAUCAGAGCAAAAAGGUGGCAACUCUAAAGCACAAAGAACAGGUGGAGAAGAAAAAGAAUGCACAGCUCUUGGAUGAGGCCAGGCGGAGAGAGGACAACCUGACAGAUAACUCCCAGCAGCUGCAGGAUGUUAUGCGCCAAAAGGAGGAGCGAAUCGAAGAGCUGGAGGAGGCACUGCGUGAGAGUGUACAAAUCACUGCAGAACGAGAGAUGGUACUGGCACAGGAGGAAUCAGCAAGGAUCAAUUAUGAGAAACAGGUUGAGGAGCUGAUGAUGGCAAUGGAAAAAGUCAAACAAGAGCUAGAAUCCAUGAAGGCAAAGCUGUCUUCCACGCAACAUUCUCUUGCAGAGAAGGAAGUGCAUCUCACUAGCCUGCGAGCAGAGAGGCGCAAGCACUUGGAGGAAGUUCUCGACAUGAAGCAGGAAGCUCUUCUAGCUGCCAUCAGUGAAAAAGAUGCCAAUAUUGCUCUGCUAGAGCUUUCCUCUUCUAAGAAGAAGAAAACCCAAGAUGAAGUGGCGUCUCUGAAAAGAGAGAAAGACCGCCUGGUACAGCAGCUAAAGCAACAGACACAGAACAGGAUGAAGUUGAUGGCCGAUAAUUACGAGGGAGACCACAUGAAAUCCUCAGCCCAGUCCAACCAAACCAAUCACAAACCCUCCCCAGAUCAGAUGAUCCAACCCCUCAUAGAACUUGACCAGAAUCGCAGCAAACUCAAAAUGUACAUUGGGCACCUGACUGCUCUGUGCCAGGACAGAGACCCUCAGAUACUUCAUGCACUCCACCCGCCUGCCUCCUACUAUCUGGAUGAUAACCGGGCAGCUUGGGAGCAGAGGCUGCAGAAGAUGACACCAGAACAGCUCAGUGAAGAGCUUGAGAAAUGCGAGCGUGAGAGUGCAGACCUGCAGGAGUUUGCCAACACCGUCCUACAGCAGAUCGCAGAUCACUGCCCUGAUAUCCUUGAGCAAGUAGUCAACGCCUUGGAGGAAUCAUCUUGACCUUUCCCAGAACAAGAGAGAGGACACACCCACAGCCCUCUAAAUAUACAGUGUUAGCUGACAACCUUCCCCUCCACCCGCAGGCUCUGCCUGGGGAAGGGACCCGCACAUUCAGCCUUGCACUGCCUGUCGGCUCACUGCUCUUUAUGACUGUUUCUGAACAUCAUGGGGGAUAAUGGCUUCUUUUUUACAUCUAUAUGGGCUGUAGUUUGGUUCCUCAGGACUGCAUUAUAAUUUUUUGUUUUGGGCGGAGACAGCUGCUAGGGCCCUGAGUUUAUGAAUUAAGAGGGGCCUUUUCAGCUUAUCAGUGACUGUCAACAAAAAUGCAAUAAGGGAGUGCCUGGCCCCUCUUAUUGGGGUAAAAAGGCAGAUUUGCUAGGGAUGGAGUAGGGUGGAGUAGGGCAGUUGCACCAAGCUGUCCACUAAAACCGUUACUGAGUUUCCUUUAAUCAAAAGAGAUGACAAUACAGAGCCAAGCUCAGAGGCUUUUCUGACCAAUGUUACACAUUCUAUACACUACAGCGGGGGGGGGGGGGGUCACUCACUCUCAACAUUUCAUUCCUCUACCAAUGUCUGACUAGUUACGUCUUGAUCAGGUAUCCUUUCAGUAUGCAAGAGAUUACCUGCAAUUACAUUUAAAUAGUGUCCUAUGUUUCAAUUCAUGCAGCUAGGAAUCUGAAUGAAUAUCUGAUUUAAAUAUAGAUUCAUUCCACAUUUUCUCCAGAGGCCUUUCUUUUAUUGUCAUAUUGACUAUAUCUUGUUCCCAGCCAUAAACGUGCUCGGUUCUGCAUCCAACACUACAAACUGGACUGAUAGAGUAGCUUGCUUGGCUCCUCCUCUUCUCUUCACCACACCCAGGUAGAUCUCACCAGCAUCACCAUAUUUAUUUCCCCCACAGUAAUCUUUCCUGCCUUAUUUUGCCAGAUUGAACCUGGUUUAUGUGGAGGGUUUAAGCAUUCUAGGUCAGCCUUUUAACACUUUCACUGCCAAAUUAAUGUGCUUUAUUGGAAGAUGAGGUUCUCAGUCAUUGCUUAGAAACUACAAUUUACAGAAAUACAUUAUUAAUAUGAGCAAGUUGAACUGAAGCUGUCCAGUAAUUCUGUAAGGGAAUUUCCUAUUGCUGUAUGUGUCCUCUGUAAAGUCUUUCACCAGGUUUGGAAUCAUUAAUGCCUCCAUGCAGACUACAUGGUAUCGGUGCAUCCUCCAGGCUUUUAGAAUUGAAAUGGUGAAAUGUAAAUAAUCAGCCUUGCAAUGGGGAGAUACUUUAUUUUCUUUAUCCAUCUUUGUGUGGGGUCACAAACUCCUGUGCACACUGGUGCUAACCUACAUAAGAGGAAAACUCAGUGCAAAGCUUAGAAUUUAAAUAAAAAAACACUAAGUUAUUUUGACUCACAGACAUUACUGUUACAUCAGUUCCUUUUUAAUUAAUUAACCAUAUGACCCAAGGGGUAAGUCAUGCCAGGGCUGCAGCUCAGUGCAACUACAUGAAUGGGGGGGGUAAGUUAUUAGUAUUUUUAAAGUAGUAAUCUAUUUUAAUUCUCAAGACAGUGUAGAAGGCUAGUCCUUACAUUAACAGCGAAUUACAUCAUUUUAUUUAUAUCCAUUAAAAAAAGCUGUUUUAUUUGUUUUGUUCUUUUAACAAAUUUGGCAUGAAAAAAAUGAUCUUUACCAAACUAAUUUGUGUUAUAUUGCCACACAAGCACGGCCUUGCAACAUCAUUCUACCUAGCUGCAGUCUCACUGUGAGGACUCGACUGUUCCCAUAAAGCAAUACACAGUGUACAGCUGCUUACUGAUUGGCUAGACAAAGUGAUACAGAUUCUGAAAAUUCUAGGACCUCCUGUGAAAUUCUGAUAUGAGUGCGGCUACUUAUGGGCUGCACCUAACAGAGGUAUGAGUUAUAUGCAGAGAGCGGUUACUCCAGAUUACCUGCUAAACACAAUAAUGCAAUCAUAUGGCUGAUAUACUCUGUUAUUGCCUAUACUGACACUGUUAACACCCGCACAUCUGAGUUCCAUGGAAGGUUUUAGGAUUUUCCAAAGACUUAAUUGCUCAGGGAUUAAAUUUAUAUGCACACAGACACUCACGUUUGAUUUUUUCUUUUCAGGAUUAUCCUUUUUCAUGCUCAAGGAAAUCAUUUUAUAAUGUUAAACAUGAUGAAUUAAAUACACCAUAGAAACAAGGUGUUUAACUGUUCAUUUAAUUCAUUUUUAUUUUCCCUUUCAAUUGAUCAACAUGUAUUCGGACAAGAAGAUUGUUAAAUAUGGCCUAUCACCAGUUAAGUUGGAUUUGUUAACGUUUCUCAUCAAUAUUUAAAGGGACUAGAUGGGCUCUAGCACUGGCAUUGACACAUACAUACUAGCAUAGUCUUUUUUCAUAGUAAGGGGGUAGCCCUAUACAAUUUGCUCUGAAGUACUGAUUGCAAGUUAUCCUGUCCUUAUAAGGUGUAUUUUCUUUUGUACAUUCCAAUUUUAGAAAUAGAAAGCGAACAUUAAUAGCUAGUUUCCCCAUUACUAUGUUGCUCUUUUAGUGUAUUUUAUCUGACUUAGUUAUUCCCUGCUCUGUGUUAAUAUUUCAGAAAUUGCCAUAAAACUAGCAUAUUUGCAUAUCAGAUAUACAGUUGACUUGAACGAUUCCACAAGGAAAACGUUUGCAAUUGGAUUAUUUCUUCAGUCUAGGCAAGGGAUAUUCAUGUAUCCUAGAAUUAUUUUUUUUAUGUCUCUCCUGACUUUACAGUAGUAGGAAGACUCUGAGGCACUCCCCACACCCACUUUAGCACAUCCAGUCAAAAAUAUUCAGCACUUUUCAGAAGAAUUGGAGGGAUUUAUUCAGAACAAGCAAGAACGGAACUUCAUAUAGUCCAGACUUUACCAGAGAAAUAGAAGUAAAUAUUCUACAGCGUUGAUCCCCUUGUAAUUUAGGGUCCUAACCUCUAUGGGGUAUUUUUUGUUGUUGUUUCUCUCACAUCCCCUCUUCCUCAAUAUAUUAUCAAUUUUAUAAAGAAAGGGCAAAGGGGGAAUCUCUUUUUAUUAAAAGAAACAUCCGUUUGAGGAACUUGGCCUGGUGUUAAAGAAAAUAUUUUUAAAUAUAACUGUUAAGAAUACACUACAAUAGAAAUCUUACUGAGCAAAAUGGCUGCAGCUGCUAAACUUUUUUGGAGGAAAAAUUAAAAAUGGAUGAACUUUUUUGUGUCAAAAAAUGAAUGAACAGAAAACCUCCGUUCCCGGCAUUUUGAGGAGUAACGUGUAUUUCCUGAAUUUUCAGGAUUCUUAUUUUGUAUUUUGUUUGUUAUUUUUAUUAAUCUUUUUUUUUCUCCUUCUUGUGAUUCUUCCUGCGCCGGGCCCUUAAUGAACCAUUUGUGUAAAUGUCUGUCUGUAAAUUCCUCUGUUGCCAGAAGAUUCUGUAAUGCCCGUCUCCUAACGUCAUUAUGGAUACCCUGGCAGAAAAGAUUAAGAAAACUACAGAAGUAGAAUUAUGUGUGUACUGUAUGCUCACACUCACUUGUAUGUUUAUAAAUUUGGGAUGUGUGCAUAUGUUUUAACAUUUGGAUAAAUUGCCAUAUUGACAUUUUUUUUUCUUAUUGUCCAAGUUCCAACCAAGAAAAAGCAGUAUAUCAUAUUUUAUAUCCAGUUAUUUCUACAUGCUCCAUGGUGCAAUUAUAUUUUCCUUAAAGGGACAUGAAACCCAAUUUUUUUUCUUUUAUGAUCAAGAUAGAGAAUACUAUUUAUAAAAAGGUUCCCAUAUACUUUUAUUAUCGAAUUUGCUUCGUUCUCUUGUUAUUCUUUGUUGAAGCGAUAUUUAGAUAGGUAGCGUGUACAUGUUUGGAGAAUUAUAUAACAGGAAAUAGUGCUGCUAUCUUGUGUUCUUGCUAAUGUAUAAAAAUAGUUGCAAAACUGCUGCCAUAUACUGCUGCAGACUCGUGCACACUUCCUACUGUUCAACGAAGGAUAAAAAGAAAACAAAGGCAUUUUGAUAAUAGAAGUAUAAAUGGAAAGUUGUUUAAAACUGUAUGUUCUAUGCGAAUCAUGAAAUAAACAUAUUUGGUUUUAUGUCCCUUUAAAAAUCUUUGAGGGGUAGGAGUUAAUUCAUUUGAAUGAUAAACCCUUUCCCUUUUUUUUUUAGAACUGCCCUCAAGGAACACAAAGCAAACCGUGGCAACCAGAAUGCUUUAAACAUAAGUUUACAAAAGAGGCAAUACUGUAAGGUUUAGCUCAAAUUAAAAUAAGAAGUAAUUAAGAUUUCAUUUAAAUAAUUUGGUAGUGCUGUACAUUUAUUAAUAUUUUUGAAAAUGUUAUACUAUGAUCCAUAUAAUAUAAAACAGUAUAUUGUAAGAUGUUUUUAUUUAGUAGAUCACGUCAUUUUAAUGGUGUACGUCUGUCCUCUAUUCUUUUACUUACUGCACCGGUGCUGAUUUUGGAGUUAUUACCUCUUGAAUUAAAAAAAAAAAACAUUUCUCAGUUCUCUAUUUCAUAGGAAGCCACGGAGUGAAUAUUGUGAGAUAAAUUACUAACAUUUGUACUUUUUUUCCCCACUUUUUCUUUCUUUUUUUUAAUUUGAGCUAAGCAUUGCAAUUGAUCGCAGUGUUCCACUAAUGUGGUGAAGCAGCCUAGGGUUUGUGUGGUGACUGCAAACAAUUCACUGACCUUUUUAGAGGUUUAGAAUCCUAUAUGUCCCGUUCCAGCGAUACCACCACCUGUCUUAUGCCUUAUAGUCAUUUUCUUAAAGUGACAGGAUAAUGGGUAAACCCCUCCCCUAAAUAAUGCAGAAUGUUCAGGUCUAUAAAAUGGUCAGUUGAUCUGAUUAUAACUACUGUAAACAACCAGCCAAUAUCUAUAAUUCAUUUCAGCACUGGGCUGAAUGAAACACUACAUAUUCAGUUUACUACGCACCAGUAUGACAUGCUUACUAGUUCAGCUGUGGAUAUAAAAGGCAGGGCUGCGGCAAAUAAUCCUAAAAAGGAAGUACAGCUACCCCGGUUAUCAGAAUAUAAUGAAAGGCAAACUAUUUAAAGGGACAAUUUACGUGAAAAUUGUUAUUGUUUAAAAAGAUAGAUAAUCCCUUUAUUACUCAUUCCCGAGUUUUGCAUAACCAGCACUGUUAUAUUAAUUUACUACCUGUAUCUAAGCACAUGCAGACUGCCCCUUAUCUCAGUGUUUCUUUUUUUUCCCUCUUUUUUUAAAUUUUUUUUUUUUUUUUUUUAAGCUUUUUGCAAUCUUGCAUUUUAGUCAGUUUAGUGCUGGUUCUUGUGAACCCAUUUUUAUUCUCCACUGGAGUAAGCACAUUGUUAUCUAUAUGGCACACAUGAACUAGCACAGUCUGGCUGUAAUUCAAGAGUGUUAAAAGUUUAAAAUAUAUAUAUAUAUUUUUUUUAAAGUGCUUAUAUGGGGUGGCCUGCAGGGGUUUAGAAACAGACAAUCUUAGAGGUUAUAACGUAGAUUAAAGGACCACUAAAGUCCAAAUUAAACUUUUGGUAUUCAGAUAGAGCACACAAUUUAACAACUUUCCAAUUCACAUCCAUUAUCUAAAUAUGCACAAUUAUCUUAUAUGCACAUUUUCUGAGGCACCAGCUCCUACUGAGCAUGUGCAAGAUUCAUAAACUAUACAUAUAUUGAUUGGCUGAUAGCUGUCACAUGAUGCAGUGGAAAGGAAAAUCAAACUAACUGAUUUUAAAUUCAAGCAAAGUGCUUUUGCAUUGUUCAUUUAUUAUGCAUUUAUUUAAUAUACUGUUCUGUUGUGUUUAGUGGUCCUUUAAUAUAAAAAUGUUGGCUAUGCAAAGCUGGGGAAUGGACAGUAAAGGCAUUAUAUAUCUUUUUUUAAACAAUAAAAAAUCAAGUAGACUGUCCUGUUAAUAGGAUCCCAUUGAAUUGUUCUAAAUCACUUAUUAGUUUUCUUUAACAUUUGAAAACAAGACUGACAAACCGUAAUAAAACAAAUAAUCACUAUAUAGUUUACAAAUAUUGAUCCUUCCACAGAAGUAGUUAUACUACAGGGGCCAGAGAGAUUUGAUAAACAAAUGGGUUUAUUCUGUUAGAUGUAAUUCUCUUGGUAGACAAUGACGUUUGCUCUAGUAUUUAGGUCUUUUCCUUACAAAACAUCUACCUUCCUGGAGCGGUUUGCCAGAUGAGCGCUGUUACAAUAGAAUGUGAAAUACUGCUUUGAUUUUUCCAGAAGGGAGAAAACGUUCACAGAAGUGGGACGUUGAGAUGGCAAUUGAAUGUAUGAAUUGGCUAUGUUGUUAGUCGAGGGGGGAGUAUUUAGUAUUGAGUGGUUAAAGGAGAGUUGUCAUUCCCCACCUAAUUCAAGGUGCAAUAGUUUUGCUGCUGGACUUCUCACUGCUCCUCACGUCUGUCUGACUCCUGAGGAGCUCACAUUGCAUAUUGUUUAUAUAUUGCUUUGUGUUUCAGAACCCUGUGGCCAUUAAUGGGGUUAUAUGAUGUGUUACCUCACUAUACCCCCUCCAUAUUACAGUGGCCUGUUUUGUGCCUUUUAAACAUUGUAAAAACAUUUGAACUGCUUCUUUGCCAGAUUGGUUUUUGGGGUUUUGCACUGCAUGGUAUAGGUACGAUGCUCAUUGAUGCAUAACAUGCCCUAUGUCUGGCAGUGAAGAGGUUAUCUGUGUUAAAUACCUAGUCUGUAUGUACUUUUUUUUUCUUUCCUGAUACAGGAUGCCAAAAAAUAAAAGAAAAAUUAAAAAGUA
Bombina bombina (fire-bellied toad) is the source of this 10347-nucleotide messenger RNA. It is a transcript of the gene ERC1, whose product is annotated as ELKS/RAB6-interacting/CAST family member 1. NCBI's taxonomy places the organism in Eukaryota, Metazoa, Chordata, Amphibia, Anura, Bombinatoridae. Gene Ontology annotation, cellular component: cytoskeleton of presynaptic active zone. Gene Ontology annotation, biological process: regulation of synaptic plasticity; neuromuscular synaptic transmission; maintenance of presynaptic active zone structure. The record is from RefSeq and is a predicted model, not a curated record. The transcript has 20 exons. Bases 256 to 3651 code for a protein of 1131 amino acids. Gene Ontology annotation, molecular function: structural constituent of presynaptic active zone.